AUGACCAUUACCUCUGUGCAGACGAUCCUUCCGGGACGUUUCGCAAUCGAUGCUUCAGAUAAAGCUGGUCCGAAGCCUCCUCCAGAGCUCUACACCGUCCAGGAUCACCCGUUCAAGGGAUUCCAUCCGCCGCAGCCGGAAGGGUACGAGGAGAGCAAGUCGAGGAGCGGCAACAACGCUAUCGUCAUUGACAAUGGUUCGCAUACAGUCAAGGCGGGCUGGUCUUUCGACACGUCACCGCGUUUUGUCCUCCCCCCUGUGAUGAGCCGGUUUCGUGACCGAAAAUUAAACAAAGCCUGCCAAUUCAUCGGCUACGACGCCUACGUCGAUGCGACCACGCGAGGUCAGCUGCGGUAUGCCUUUGAUCCGGGCACCAGCGUGGUCGGGAACUGGGACGUGAUGGAGGGUGUAUUGGACUACCUGUUCAUCAAGCUCGGGGUGGAUGGAGCCAAUGGUGGCGUGGAUCGGCCGAUUAUCAUGACUGAGCCUAUUGCAAACUUGAGCUAUCCAAGGCGAAUGAUGAACGAGAUCUUGUUUGAGUGCUACUCGGCGCCGUCGGUCGCGUACGGUAUUGACUCACUGUUUUCCUAUCGCUAUAACCGCGGGACGAGCGGCUUGGUCGUUUCAUCAUCGCAUACGUCUACACACGUGAUACCAGUCCUUAACAACAAGGCACUGUUGACAAGCUGCUCACGGCUGAACUGGGGAGGCAUGCAAGCCUCGGAGUAUUUGCUGAAGCUGAUGAGGUUGAAGUACCCCACAUUUCCUGUCAAGAUGACCGAGAGCCAGAUGGAGGGCCUCUUACACCAGCACUGUUAUGUCUCAACGGAGUACGACAAGGAGCUAAGCACGUAUCUGGACUGGACAGGCCUGGAGGAUCGUGAUAGGGUGGUUCAAUACCCAUUCACAGAGCACAUCGUGCCUGAGAAGACGGAGGAAGAGCUGGCGCGCAUUGCUGAGAGGAAGAAAGAGAGUGGUCGGCGUUUACAGGAACAGGCCGCGAAGAUGCGACUCGAGAAGCUCAUGAAAAAAGAGCAGGAACUCGAAUAUUGGAAGGAUCUACAGCGUGGCCUCGCUACUGAAUCGAAAAAGGAAGUCCGCCGGAUUCUGGAAGCCGAUGACCUCAAGGACGAAGCACAUCUCGACAGAGUGAUCCGAGACCUUGAACGCUCAAUCAAACGAUCAAGAAACAAAGAUCUUGGGGUUGAGGAGACGGAGGAGCCCGCUGAAGAUAUGUCAUUCCCCCUGUUGGAUAUUCCCGACGAAGAGCUCGAUGAAGCCACGCUCAAGGAAAAGCGCCACCAACGCUUGAUGAAGUCGAACAUCGAGGCUCGGCAGCGCGCAAAGGAGGAGAAAAUACGAGAAAAGGCGCGCCGUGAGGAGGAGGAGCGUCUAGACCGUGAAAAGCGAGAGAACGACUUCGAGGCCUGGGUUGCCGAAAGACGAGUCGCCCGCCAGAACCUGAUGCAACGCAUCAAAGAAAAGGAAAGGCUCAAAGCCGACCUGGGCAACCGCAAGUCGCUAGCGAGCCAGAUGCGCAUGAAGACGCUGGCCAACCUCGCCGCUGACGGCCCCAAGAAGCGCAGGAGAGGCGGUGACGAUGACAACUUCGGCGCCAACGAUGAAGACUGGGGAGUGUACCGCACCGUGGCAGUCGGGGAACAAAGCGAUGAUGAAGAAGAGGAAGACCUGGGCGGCAUGCUGAACUCUGUCGAGAAGGAGCUCCUCGAGUACGACCCUGAGUUUACAGAGAACCACACCCUGGCUGCGCAGUCCGACUGGACCAAGAGCCUUGUCCACGCAUUUCUGCGCGGGCCGUGGCCCUUCGAUCCCGAGAGCCAGCGCGAGGCCCAUCAAAUCCAUCUGAAUGUCGAGCGCAUCCGGGUCCCUGAGGUGGUCUUCCAGCCGUCCAUCGCGGGCAUCGACCAGGCCGGCCUCCUCGAGGUGGCCGCGGACAUUGUCAACCAGCGCUUCUCGAAUCCGACAGACCGACAGAGCCUGCUGAAAGACGUGUUCCUGGCCGGUGGUAACACCGUCUUCCAGGGCUUCGACGAACGUUUCCGUAACGAAUUCCGAGGCUUCCUGCCUCUCGAGGCCAAGCUGGCCGUUCGCCGGGCAGCCGACCCGAUCUUAGACGCCUGGAAAGGUGCCGCCCAGUGGGCGUCGACUGUUGACUAUGCCAAGUCCUCCGUCACGCGAGAGGAAUACUUGGAGAAAGGCAGCGACUAUAUCAAGGAACAUGACCUCGGCAAUAUCUCUUCAUUCUGA
This is a messenger RNA of Penicilliopsis zonata CBS 506.65, 2268 nucleotides long. RefSeq lists its product as hypothetical. Lineage: Eukaryota; Fungi; Ascomycota; Eurotiomycetes; Eurotiales; Aspergillaceae. The transcript has 5 exons. Gene Ontology annotation, biological process: regulation of DNA-templated transcription. The record is from RefSeq and is a predicted model, not a curated record. Gene Ontology annotation, cellular component: Ino80 complex; cytoplasm. Bases 1 to 2268 code for a protein of 755 amino acids.